This is a messenger RNA of Lucilia sericata (common green bottle fly), 2057 nucleotides long. RefSeq names its product tetratricopeptide repeat protein 8 (gene BBS8). The record is from RefSeq and is a predicted model, not a curated record. Gene Ontology annotation, cellular component: ciliary basal body; non-motile cilium; BBSome. NCBI's taxonomy places the organism in Eukaryota, Metazoa, Arthropoda, Insecta, Diptera, Calliphoridae. Gene Ontology annotation, molecular function: protein binding. Gene Ontology annotation, biological process: non-motile cilium assembly.
AUGAUGCAAGUCAGACCAGCCAACCAUCCACUAACUGACACUCUUAAUGGUAGUAGUACAAGAAUACAAGAAGUAGAAGCAAUAGUUGCAGAAGUUGUAGAAAAAAAUUUGGCGACCAUGGAAUUGCAAUAUUUUACUGUCUCGCUAUAUCGACGUCGAAAUUAUGAAAAAUGUGUUGAGGUGUGCAAUGCAAUGUUACAAGCAGGUCACGAAAAUAAUGUCCAAAUGUUUAAUACACCACCGGAUGAAGAAGAGGAUGGUAAUGGUACAGCAACAGUUGGCGGUAGUGGUGGUGAAGAGUUGUUAUUGAACAAUAGCUAUGGCAGUAGUAGUGGUGGUAUUGGUGUUAGUACUACCAGUGCCGGUAUAAGUAACAACAGUAGCAUUCAAAGAUACAGUAGCAAUUUGCAACGCAUGGCCGUCAGGCAGGGUGGACGCCAACGUGGCAUUUAUGGCAACAAUGUUUCUUCAUCUUCUUCGUCUUCUACUUCGACAACUGCAACAACAAUUGCUAACCAAUUUCUACAACAAUUUUCUUCUUCAACGUCGUCGUCAUCAUCGUUUAGCAUCAUGCCCACGUGGAUGAUGGAAGGCGUUUGGCAAUUAAAAUGCGCGCACUUACGCAACGCAUCUAUAUUGAUGGACUUGGAAACCAAUGAUGCAGAUGAUGCCGUAAACGAGGAAGUGGAAUUUGAGCGUAUUGCCACAACAGCAAGGCCCGGAACUUCGAUAAAAACCGCAUUUGUUCCGAGACCCAGUACGAGUAAUUUAAGGGGCUCUACAGCUUCUAGUUUGCACCAGCGUAAAGCAAUAGGAACAGCUGAGAGUAUAAGUAAAAGAAUGUUAACUUCUAGCUUGUCGUCUAGACCAACAUCGGGCAUGGUGCGUCCUGGUACUAGUAGCUUAAGCCGACCGGGUUCCUCUCUAGGUAGCCGUCCAGCUUCACGUUGUGGCACCGCUUCACGUGUACGGGCCAGCUCUGCAGCUGCUUUUAAUAUAGGAGAUGCAACCGCUCCUUUAUAUCAGGCCUCACGCCUCAACCCCACCAUUUAUGCAGAGCGCAAAGUUUUAGUCAAAGCUCUCUUUCAAUUUCUUUACUAUCAUGAAGCUGAUGUCUUGAAAGCCUACUCUUUGUGUGAAGCUGUCAUGGAAGUUCAUAAGCAAAAACGUGGUUCGUCCGCCUCACUACGUUCCCUGGCCAAUUGUGACGAAUGGUGGUGGCAGCAACAAAUGGGACGUUGUCUUUUAGCUUUGAAAUAUCCACGUAAAGCUGAAGUAUAUUUACAGCAAUCGCUGAAUGCUUUUCCACAUCCCGAUACUUAUAUUUUACUGGCACGUUUGUAUCAGCGCCUAGAUCAAACAGAUCGGGCCAUGGAUCUUAUACAGACCGCAGUGGAUAGACAUCCAUUUGAUGUUACUUUUCGCAUCGAACAGGGUAGAUUAUUGGAUGAGCAGGCUAAACCGGAAGAUGCCAUGCAAAUGUAUCGUUUAAUAUCCAAAUUAAAUCCAAUAAAUAUUGAAGCUUUGGCCUGUAUAGCCUUAAACUAUUUUUACGAUAAUAAUCCCGAAAUGGCUUUGAUGUAUUAUAGACGUAUUCUUUCCUUGGGUGUCCAUUCCGCUGAGUUGUAUUGUAAUAUUGCUUUAUGCUGCCUUUAUGGUGGGCAAAUUGAUCUUGUUCUGCCUUGUUUCCAAAGAGCUUUAGCAGCCUCAAAAUCCUCAGAACAAAAAGCCGACAUUUGGUACAAUCUCAGUUUUGUGGCCAUUACUACAGGCGAUUUUAAUUUAGCCAAACGUUGCCUACAGCUUUGUCUCACUUCCGAUGCUCGUAAUGGCGCCGCUUUGAAUAAUUUGGCUGUUUUAGCCGCUUAUACUGGUGAUGUUUUAAAAGCGAAAUCGUACCUGAAUGCUGCUAAGGAUGUUUUGGUUGAUUCAAUAGAAAUUGAAAAUAAUUUAAAAUAUAUGGAUGAUCACUAUAAACUUUAAGUAGAAAAUAAGUUUCAUAUCUCUAUAACAGUUAUAUUUGUUGGUUUUAAUAAAGAAAUUGUUGGAAUCAAAAA